This is a messenger RNA of Nicrophorus vespilloides, 932 nucleotides long. It is a transcript of the gene ND-30, whose product is annotated as NADH dehydrogenase [ubiquinone] iron-sulfur protein 3, mitochondrial. The record is from RefSeq and is a predicted model, not a curated record. Lineage: Eukaryota; Metazoa; Arthropoda; Insecta; Coleoptera; Silphidae. The transcript has 4 exons. Bases 84 to 869 code for a protein of 261 amino acids. Gene Ontology annotation, molecular function: NADH dehydrogenase (ubiquinone) activity.
GUUAUCCUUGCUCAUGUAAUAUUUUGACAGAUUUGUUUUGGUUAGGUAAUAAGAGGUUUUUUUGGGUACUUCUGAGUGCGAUAAUGGCCUCGAUUUUAAGGCAAUUAACGAGGACAAUUCGUUCACCUAUUGUGCAGAACAGAGUGGUUGCCAGCAGCAAUGGGCUUCGAUUCAAAACUACUGCACCAGCAGAACCCAAAGAAGAGACCAGACCGACUGUGCGCAAGUUUGAUCCUGCCCAGCGUGAGCAGCUGAAAGAUUUCGGACAGUAUGUGGCUGAAUGCAUGCCUAAAUAUGUGCAGAAAGUUCAGCUGACUGCUGGAGAUGAGUUGGAAGUUCUUAUUGCCCCGGACGGUAUUGUCCCCAUUUUGCAGUUCCUCAAGGAUCACCACAAUUGUCAAUUCACCAACCUGACUGAUAUCGCUGGUAUGGACGUGCCUAGCAGGCAGUUCAGAUUCGAGAUCAUCUACAAUAUGCUGUCGGUGAGAUUCAAUUCUCGCAUCCGCGUGAAGACCUACACCGACGAAUUGACCCCGAUCGAUUCCUGUAACGAUGUUUACAAGGCGGCUAAUUGGUACGAGAGGGAAAUCUGGGACAUGUACGGCGUGUUCUUCGCCAACCAUCCGGAUUUGAGAAGGAUCCUGACAGAUUACGGGUUCGAGGGACAUCCGUUCAGGAGGGACUUCCCCCUUACCGGUUACGUGGAGGUGCGUUACGAUGACGAGAAGAAGAGGGUGGUCAUCGAACCUCUCGAGUUGGCCCAAGAGUUCAGGAAGUUCGAGCUGGCCGCCCCUUGGGAGCAAUUCCCUAACUUCAGGAAUGCCCCGGCCGCCUCCGAGGAGAUUCCCAUCAAGGAUGAAGAGAAGUGAAUUGUGUAAAAUAUAUUGAGAAUAAAUCUAAUGUAUAUUAAAUAAAAUAUUAUUUAAAUCUUU